This is a messenger RNA of Thelazia callipaeda (thelaziosis nematode), 1179 nucleotides long. Lineage: Eukaryota; Metazoa; Nematoda; Chromadorea; Rhabditida; Thelaziidae. The record is from the annotation of a GenBank genome assembly.
AUGGCGAUAAAAGUCCGUGUCCUCAGCCUCAAUUGCUGGGCACUACCUUUGAAAUGGCCAUUUGGAAGCAGUGAUCAUUUAUUUCGGCUGAAAAAACUCGAAGAAGCUUUACUUGAAAGUCAUUACGAUUUUGUUGCGUUAGAAGAGGUUUGGUGCGAAAGUGAUUUUCUGCAGUUGCGAGAAGUACUGGAAAAGCCCUAUCCUUUCGGCCAUUAUUUUCACAGUGGCUUUACUGGAAGUGGUAUUUGUGUCUUUAGUCGUCAUCGUAUUGUUUCAACUUUAAUGUAUCGUUUUACUUUAAAUGGGUUUGCUCAUCAUAUACACAGAGGUGAUUGGUUUGGAGGAAAAGGUGUAGGCUUGGUGCAAGUUGAAAUUGAGCAGUAUCAAAUCAACUUUUAUGUCGCUCACCUUCACGCAGAAUAUAAUCAAAAAAAUGAUUCAUAUUUACCUCAUCGCCUAGCACAAGCAUUCGAACUAGCUCAAUUUGUUAAACACACAAGUUGUUCUGCAGAUGUUUUAAUUCUUAUGGGUGACUUUAAUAUUGAACCCGAUGAUUUAGCUUACUCUUUAAUAAUGAAGAACGCAAAUUUGCUAGAUGCUUGGGUUCAAAAGCCGAAUUUUACUGAAGAUUGUGGAGCAACAUACGGAAGAGCCGAUAACUGUUACACUCCACAGAGUCAGAAAAAUAAAGGAUUCAGUGGACAGCGUUUGGAUUAUGUAAUGUACCGCAGAGUUAGAAGUAAUAUAGAAACGAAACUAUGCGAAAUAGCGCUAAACUGCAUACCUGGAGAAAAAUUAAACUAUAGCGAUCAUGUUGGAAUUUGCGCCGAAUUUGUUGUGUCGGACCACCAUAACAGCGUCCAAAUUACAAAGGAGUUGUCACCGGUCUCAUCAGAUUUGCUGAAAGAGGUUAUCCAAAUUUUAGAACAAGGAUUAUCUAGGAUUACUUUCGAUCGCCGAAUUUUCUUCGGCUUUGUUGUUCUAUUAGCACUAAUAAAUUUGCUUACAUUCUUUCUCGAUAUAUAUUUUCCUUCUAUCAAAGUUGGGAUGCAGAUAUUGCGAUUUUUCUUUACAUUAUUAAUUGGGUUUUGUGUCUGGUAUAGUUGUAUAGGCUUAACCUUGGAGCAUAAGGCGUUGAAAGCAUCAAAAGCAUCCAUUAAUAUGUUGUUGAAUGAUUAA